Teleopsis dalmanni is the source of this 1449-nucleotide messenger RNA. RefSeq names its product aquaporin AQPAe.a-like. Gene Ontology annotation, biological process: transmembrane transport. NCBI's taxonomy places the organism in Eukaryota, Metazoa, Arthropoda, Insecta, Diptera, Diopsidae. The transcript has 3 exons. Bases 287 to 1039 code for a protein of 250 amino acids. The record is from RefSeq and is a predicted model, not a curated record. Gene Ontology annotation, molecular function: water channel activity. Gene Ontology annotation, cellular component: plasma membrane.
AUAGUCUCUGUGAAUUAUCUUUGAUUUUUCUAUAUAAAGUAUUUAAUAAAAGUUUGGUGAUGUUUAGACUAUUGAUUCAAUGUUGAAGUGAUUGAGUAAGGUGCCAAGUUUGUGAAUGAAUACCCGCGUUGCGGCAAAGAAGAACAAACGGACGAAAUUAAGAUUUCAGGAAGAAGAAUACAGGAAGAAUUUAUAAAAACUGCAAUAUAAAGAAAUCACUAGGAAAAAGGAACAAAAUUUGAUAAGUCAAUUUGAUUAAAAUAAAAAUUGUUUGGAACGCUUGAAAAUGAAGGGUGCCGUUAUAGACAAGAUCUCCUCUUUCUUGGGUGAAUUGGUCGGCACGGCCAUACUCGUAUUUUUGGGCUGUAUGGGUUGUGUGAAAAAUGAUUCUUUUCCCAAUAAUCAUUUGCAAAUGGUACUAAAUUUCGGUUUGGUCAUUAUGAUUGCAGUACAGUGCUUUGCCUGUGUCUCUGGUUCUCAUUUAAAUCCCGCAGUCACAUUGGCCGCUUUUAUAUAUAAAAUGAUUUCGUUACCAAUGGCAGCUGUCUACGUAGUAGGACAAAUGCUAGGCGGUUUCAUUGGGUAUGGUUUACUGAAACUUGUGUUGCCGGACAAUGCAAUUAAUGUAAAAGGAGCAGAACAUGGCCUCUGUGUAACAGUGGUACAUGACGAUCUUAGUGGUGCACAAGGUUGCGCUAUUGAAGCCAUAAUCACUGGAAUUUUGGUUUUAGUUUGCUGUGGCGUUUGGGAUCCACGUAAUGCCAAAUUCCAUGAUUCCGUUCCAAUUCGUUUCGGUUUGGCAGUUGCCUGCUUGGCUUGCUCAGGGGGACCAUUCACCGGUGCCAGCAUGAACCCCGCCAGAUCAUUUGCUCCUGCAUUGUGGAACUUUGAUUUUACAGAUCAUUGGGUUUACUGGGUUGGUCCAUUGAUAGGCUCAGCAAUCGCUGCAUAUUCUUUUAAAAUUGUCUUCAGACGUGAAGCACCCGAAGAAAAGCCCAACAACAAACUUCGCGCCAUGGAAGAAGUGCCACUCUCCUAAAGUUAUUGCCAAAGAACAAACUAUUGCCAAUGCAGUUCUCAACGAAUAAUUAAGAGAACUCAUCUUAAAGAAAAAAAUAAAAAUAACAAUAAUACUUAUGUUACAAUUCUAGCACUUAAGUCCACAAAGAAUUUUGCACAUAACCUUUGUUGUUAUGUUAGUUUAAAUAAAAACAAUUAUAAAGAUUUAAGCAAAUUAUUACUAAAUAAAAAAGUAAAUAGAAAUUUAAAAUCCAGGCCAAUUUGUGCGCAAUUGUGGCCUUUAAGACACAACCAGCGACAUAAAAAUAUGUAAAAAAUUAACUGAAUUGUUUCAUUGUUACAUUGUUACAUUUAACAAACUCAUUAACCCUAAUAUUUUGGAAUAUUUAAUAUAACAAGCAAAUAACAUUAAUACAAUAUUUAUAUGUA